Equus quagga is the source of this 1600-nucleotide messenger RNA. Its product is annotated as thioredoxin domain-containing protein 6-like. The record is from RefSeq and is a predicted model, not a curated record. Gene Ontology annotation, biological process: CTP biosynthetic process; UTP biosynthetic process; GTP biosynthetic process. Gene Ontology annotation, molecular function: nucleoside diphosphate kinase activity; DNA binding. The coding region runs from base 39 to 1463 and encodes 474 amino acids. The transcript has 8 exons. Lineage: Eukaryota; Metazoa; Chordata; Mammalia; Perissodactyla; Equidae.
AUCGGGUGCUUGAGUUCAAGUAACCCUUAUCUUACUUAAUGAUGGCCCCAAAGCGCAAGAAUAGCGAUGCUGGCAGUUCGAAUAUUCCAAAGAGAAGCCGUAAAGUGCUUCCUUUAAGUGAAAAGGUGAAAGUUCUCGACUUAAUAAGGAAAGAAAAAAAAUCGUAUGCUGAGGUGGCUAAGAUCUACGGUAAGAAUGAAUCUUCCAUCCGUGAAAUUGUGAAGAAGGAAAAAGAAAUUCGUGCUAGUUUUGCUGUCGCACCUCUAACUGCAAAAGUUACGGCCACAGUGCGGGAUAAGUGCUUAGUUAAGAUGGAAAAGGCAUUAAGUUUGUGGGUGGAAGACAUGAACAGAAAAUGCGUUCCGCUUGAUGGCAACAUGUUGCGCCAGAAAGCACUGAAUCUAUAUGAAGACUUCAGCAAGGGAUCCCGUGAAACGAGUGACACCAAGACAUUUACUGCAAGUAAGGGAUGGUUACACAGAUUCAGGAAUAGGUUUGGACUGAGAAAUAUAAAAAGUACUGGAGAGGCUGUGCCUGCCGCCGAAGAAGCUGCUGCCACAUUUCCGGCAGAGUUGAAGAAGUUGAUUAAGGAGAAAGGAUACCAGCCAAAGCAAGUCUUGGAUUGCGAUGAAACCGGGCUCUUCUGUACAGUACAGACCAUGGCCCACAGCGAGCGCACCUUCAUCGCCAUCAAGCCUGACGGGGUCCAGCGCAGCCUGGUGGGCGAGAUCAUCAAGCGCUUCGAGCAGAAGGGCUUCCGGCUCGUCGCCAUGAAGUUCAUGCGCGCUUCUGAAGACCUCCUCAAGGAACACUACAACGACCUGAAGGACCGUCCAUUCUUUGCCGGGCUGGUGAAAUACAUGUACUCGGGGCCAGUGGUUGCCAUGGUCUGGGAGGGGCUGAAUGUUGUGAAGACAGGCCGAGUGAUGCUCGGGGAGACCAACCCUGCGGACUCCAAGCCUGGGACCAUCCGUGGGGAUUUUUGCAUCCAAGUUGGCAGGACCAUGGCCAACGUGGAGCGCACCUUCAUCGCCAUCAAGCCGGAUGGUGUGCAGCGCAGCCUGGUGGGCGAGAUCAUCAAGCGCUUCGAGCAGAAGGGAUUCCGCCUCGUGGCAAUGAAGUUACUCCAGGCCUCUGAGGACCUCCUGAAGCAGCACUACGUUGACCUGAAAGACCGCCCAUUCUUCCCCGGGCUGGUGAAGUACAUGCACUCUGGCCCCAUCGUGGCCAUGGUCUGGGAGGGGCUGAAUGUGGUGAAGACAGGGCGAGUGAUGCUCGGAGAGACCAAUCCAGCAGAUUCCAAGCCAGGCACCAUUCGCGGGGACUUCUGCAUUCAAGUUGGCAGGAACAUCAUUCAUGGCAGUGAUUCAGUAAAAAGUGCUGAGAAAGAAAUCAGCCUCUGGUUUAAGCCUGAAGAAUUGGUUGACUACAAGUCUUGUGCUUUUGACUGGAUCUAUGAAUGAGAUGGGGAGGGCAUCAGUGCCCUCUGGCACCACUUGAUGUGUCCCUGGACACAGCUCUUCAUUCCACUCACUUGGAAGCAAUAGGAUUCAUCUUUCUUUUCUAAAGCGUAUUUACCAAUAAAGCCUUUGGAAACUGG